CGAAGUUGGGACAAUUUACGGAGGUGUCUGUUGCCGGAUAGUCGACGACAAUAAGGCUAUGUAUACAGAUAAUAUGUGUAGAGUCCUAUUUGGGUGUCCUCUAGUGGAGUAAGCAGGAGAUAUCAACUCAUUUUCUACUUAAACGCGGAGUUUCAUGUUUUUCGUUACACAUUAGCCUGACUUAAAAAAGAAAAGAAAAACUACCCUCCCUACUCGAAUUGAGGAUGAUUUUUGCUAAUUCUGGAAAUUCACUAAGGACUCCGUAUCGCAAACAGCCACCUGCUACCGUAUCAUCACACCCCAUGGCUCCACCCAGCCCAAGCACCAACAGCAGCACCAACAACAGCAGCAGCAGCAGUACUGCUGGAUGGGAGCAGCUCAGCAAAACAAACCUCUACAUCCGAGGGCUGUCCCCUUCAACCACAGACCAUGACCUGGUCAAGCUCUGUCAGCCGUAUGGCAAAAUUGUAUCAACAAAAGCCAUCAUGGACAAGACAACAAACAAAUGUAAAGGAUAUGGCUUUGUGGACUUUGACAGCCCUGCCGCAGCUCAGAAAGCAGUGGCUGCCCUAAAGACCACUGGUGUCCAAGCUCAGAUGGCAAAGCAACAAGAACAAGACCCAACAAACUUGUACAUCUCCAACUUGCCUCUGUCUAUGGAUGAGCAGGAGCUGGAGAACAUGCUAAAGCAUUUCGGCCAGGUCAUAUCCACGCGCAUCCUGAGGGACUCCAGUGGAGCCAGUAGAGGAGUGGGCUUUGCCAGGAUGGAGUCCACUGAAAAAUGUGAUGCAGUCAUUUCUCACUUCAAUGGAAAGUUUAUUAAGAUGCCAGCAGGUGUUCCAGCACCCCUUGAACCUUUGCUGUGCAAGUUUGCUGAUGGUGGGCAGAAAAAGAGACAAAGUCAAAAUAAAUUUUCUCACAAUGGUCGCGGUUGGGCGAGGGAUGGUGACUCCAGACUGGCUGGAAUGACACUCACAUAUGACCCCAGUGCAGCUGCUAUGCAAAAUGGAUUUUUCCCAACGGCAUACAGCAUUUCAAACAGGAUGAUUGCUCAAACGUCCAUGUCCCCUUACAUGUCUCCGGUGUCAACAUACCAGGUGCAGAACCCAUCCUGGAUGACCCAUCAACCCUACAUCAUGCAGCACCCAGGUACAGUGAUAUCGCCCUCUAUGGACCCAUCUUUGUCACUGCAGCCUCCUUCCAUGAUGGCCCCCCUCACACAGCAGAUGAGUCACCUCUCCCUUAGUGGUGCAGGAACGUUUAUGGCCGCCAACACAGCUAUGCAAGGAGCAUAUAUACCCCAAUAUGCACACAUGCAGACAACAUCUGUUCCUGUGGAGGAGAAUGGUGCACAGUCACAAGUGGACACAUCCAGCAACCAUUCCCCAUAUUCCUACCAACAAACCAAGUAGUGCUGACGUAACAUUUGGACAACAGCUAAAACAAUCAUGUCUACAAAUGCAAUGGACGCUAAGGAUCUUUCACUGUUUUGCACAGGUUCUGCAAUCGUUUAAGUGAGACUAUUUUUGGUAUAAUUUUCAAUAACUACAAAAAAUGAUCUGAGUUUAUCAAAUGAUCUGAAUUAUAUAAAGAAAACGUUUUGAAAAAGUUUUAUUUUCAUACUAGAAAACGUUUAUUUUUUACCAAAGAUUGCCACAGGAUGCAAGGAAGAAUCAUUUGACUAGUUGUUCAAAGUGCAUGAUAAUAAAUGUCUUUUGUUAAUAUUUUCAGAUUUUAUUCUAUUUUAUUUUUUUGUCUGAAGACUUUUUUUUUUUUUAAUCCAGACAUUUUGAAAAUUAUGUUUUGUGCUUGCUGUGUGAGUGUUGCUAUGGUGAAGUGUUAAGUGUUGUUUUCUUGUAAAGUGAUUUCUCUUAGUGCUUUAGAUUGAUCUUGCUAUCUGAUUCAGAUUUGCCUUAAUAGUUUCUAUACAGUAGCUGCACAGGUCACCACAGAAACUGGCAAAAAGCGAAAAGUGUUUAGAGCUGUUGCCUUGGAAAUGAGCUACAUAGGACUUUUACUGAAAUCUGUGUUUUUUGCUUUUUCCCCACCCAAAACUAGUAGAAAAGAAACGAAAAGUUUUUGAAAAAAAUGAUUUGAAUGUACUGACUCCACAUUUUAGGAUUUUAUUGGAGAUAAUUUUAAUUUAGAAAGAAGACCCUUCAUGUUUCUGGAUGUUGAAAUGUGUUCCGCUGAAAGAUCACCUUUUGAAUCUUGCCUUUUUGAUUACUUGGUGUUGUAGAGUAGCUGAAAUUGAACUUGGUGGGGGAAUGAGGUGGGGCAAAUGUACUUUGUUGGUUGUGCUGUUGUUUCUUUGGGUGAUGUUAUUUUGAUGGGGUGUGUCUUUUCCACUUUUUUGAACAGCAAACAGGAACACAUGGACUUAUGAUUGUGCAAAAGUCAUCAAAGCCUUGUGAUAGAACUUA
This is a messenger RNA of Scomber japonicus (chub mackerel), 2423 nucleotides long. It is a transcript of the gene rbms1b, whose product is annotated as RNA-binding motif, single-stranded-interacting protein 1. NCBI's taxonomy places the organism in Eukaryota, Metazoa, Chordata, Actinopteri, Scombriformes, Scombridae. The transcript is spliced from 13 exons. The coding region runs from base 225 to 1412 and encodes 395 amino acids. Gene Ontology annotation, cellular component: ribonucleoprotein complex; cytosol; nucleus. The record is from RefSeq and is a predicted model, not a curated record. Gene Ontology annotation, molecular function: poly(U) RNA binding; mRNA 3'-UTR binding; poly(A) binding.